UUGCGCUGCAGUGUUUCGAUUUAGCUCGAAUUAUUUCCGCGAAUUUUGCGCGUCAGCCGGCCUUUGCACGGCGCGCUACAGUAAUGCGCAGAGACAUGGAAUAGACGCUCCUCUUGAAGCCUGUCAUUUGAUUCUUUUCCUGUUGGAAAAAAAAGUUAAGUUAGUAAAGCCCAACCCCCAUUUUGAGUGUAAGCGCGGACGUAGAGUGGUUCGAGAUGUGGACGGGGCAGGAGGCGACGGCGAGAGGCGCAGUGUCGGUGGCAUAGGGGAUGGUACCGUCGCGAUUUCAGGAUACUUAGGAAAUGAAGACCCAAACGUCAAGUGCCGAGUGACCUGUGGGCCAAAGGGACGAAAUCGAUUUUCACCGAAAAUCACAGAGCGGGGAAACUUAGUUCUUCCUGUUUAAAACUGAAUCUAUAAUCUACUUAUUUAUGGAAAGAUGUGAAACUUCUAGCGUAGAAACACUACUGCUGCUUAUCGACGAGAGCAAAGGAACGCGAUUUUGUGAUAUUACCCUGGAUGCGGAAUCUUUUAAUGGGUAAUACGCAUCAGUCUUCAGUUUGUGGACCUAAGGAGAAGAGUUACGGUUACGGCUGGGCUGAAUACUCUUUUCCUGCUAUUCUUCUCCACUUCUUUGCACUUCCUGCUUGUGAUGACCGCGGUACCGAACAGCUAAAAAUACAGCGACAGCUCCAAAGACUCACAUUGGGUUGUUUUCAAUGGCUUACUAUAAAUGACUUAUUUUUCUUGUUUAGAAUUUGGGGUGGUGUAGUGACACCCUCCAGAAAGAAGUGUUGUAGUAUCGAUAUUCUCGGUUUCAGUCGCGACUGUAAACAAAUUGUCAAUUUAAAAUUCUGUAAUUCCACGCGAAGUAUGUUUCUCGAAAGAACAUAUAGUGUGUAAAUUAUGAGGGCACUUAAAUCGUGUCAGGAGAUUUACUAAAUGGAGCAGAUCUGUGUUUAGGCGCUACCACGCUCGUUUUUAUGUAUUACUUUCUCUUGACAAAUGCUAUGUGGUAUCUAAACGUGUGCGUUCAGUUCUCAGAGUCUGUGGGAUCAAGUUUGACAUGCUCUUUUUUCAUUAAAUGCUCAUUUAUAUGUCCCUGAUGGGCACGUGAAGUGGCGUGGAAAGGGACGUGGUACUGAAUGGUGCUUCAUGUACCAUAUUCUAAUGUAGAGCCUUUUGGAUCUCAUAACUACGCUUGCUGAAAGGGACGGGGUACUGGAUGGUGCUUCAUGUAUGAUAUUGUCAUAUAGUGCCUUUCGGAUCCCAUAACUACGUUCAAUGGAGCCGCUGAAGAACAUUUUUGUCCGGCGCCCACUGUCACACUGGAAAGGUUUGGAGCAGUCUGAGCAGGGCAGCUUCACCAACCCAGUGUGGACAGCCCUAUUUGACUAUGAGGCCGCCGGCAAGGAUGAGCUGACGCUGCGUAAGGGCGACCUGGUGGAGGUGCUGUCUCUGGACUCUGAGGUCUCGGGGGAUGAGGGGUGGUGGGCAGGCAAGGUGAACAAUAAAGUGGGCAUAUUUCCAUCCAAUUACGUGUCACUGAAGCCGAACACGUAUGGGAAACGGGCCGGACCCGCUGUGGUGGGAGAGCUAAGCCCGGCCGUGGUGGGCCAUUUUGAGCCGGAGGACGUCGAUUUCAGUGAGCUGUGCUUGGAGGAGGUGAUCGGGGUGGGCGGCUUCGGCAAAGUGUACCGCGGCACCUGGAGAGGUGACCUAGUGGCAGUGAAGGCAGCCCGCCAGGACCCGGACGAGGACAUCAGCGUCACGGCCCAGAACGUGCGACAAGAGGCCCGGCUCUUCGCCAUGCUCACCCACCCCAACAUCAUUACCCUAAAGGGGGUGUGUUUGCAGGAGCCCAACCUGUGCCUCAUCAUGGAGUAUGCUUCUGGUGGCCCCCUGAGCCGGGCCCUGGCCGGCCGACGCAUCCCCCCACACGUGCUGGUGAACUGGGCCGUACAGAUCGCCCGGGGGAUGCUCUACCUGCACAGCGAGACCAUCGUGCCGGUGAUCCACCGUGACCUCAAGUCCAACAACAUACUCCUGGCUGAGCCCAUCGAGAAUGAAUGCGUAGAGAGUAAGACCCUGAAGAUCACAGACUUUGGGCUGGCACGCGAGUGGCACAAAACCACCAAAAUGAGCACAGCAGGCACCUACGCAUGGAUGGCACCGGAGGUGAUCAAGACGUCCACCUUCUCCAAAGGCAGUGAUGUGUGGAGCUACGGCGUGCUGCUGUGGGAGCUGCUGACGGGUGAGGUGCCAUACCGUGGUAUUGAUGGCCUGGCGGUGGCCUACGGUGUGGCCGUUAACAAGCUGACACUGCCUAUCCCGUCCACCUGCCCAGAGCCCUUCGCCCAGCUCAUGGCCGAGUGCUGGGACCAGGACCCCCACCACCGGCCCAACUUCGCCUCCAUCCUCUCGCAGCUCACUGCCCUGGAGCAGCAGGUCAUGGACGAGAUGCCGCAGGAGUCUUUCCACUCACUACAGGAGGACUGGAAGCUGGAGAUUCAGGACAUGUUCGACGAGUUGCGUUCCAAGGAGAAGGAGCUGCGCUGCCGAGAGGAUGAGCUGCAGCGCGCAGCCCUGGAGCAGAAGUCGCACGAGGAGUUCCUGCGUCAGCGGGAGCAGCAGCUGGCGCGCUGGGAGCAGGACGUGUUCGAGCGCGAGCUCAGCCUGCUGAUCCUGCACAUGAACCAGGAGAAGCCCAAAGUGAAGAAGCGCAAGGGAACCUUCAAGAAGCACAAGCUCAAGGGCAAGAAUGGCGAGAAGAUCAGCAUGCCGCAGGACUUCAUUCACAAGAUCACGGUCCAGGCAUCCCCAGGUUUGGAGAAGAGGAAGAACUCCCAGGACCUCCCUUCAGGCUCCUCCCCUUCCAUUGGGCCCCGCCUUCUUCUGCUCACUCCCAGUGAAAACACCAGGGUCUUUCCCCUGAGCCCUGUAUGGUCCCCAGAGGCCUCAGCUAUCAAGCAGGCCAGCUGUGACAGCUGGACAGGCCCCCAGAAGAGCCCCCAGAGUCCCAAGAACACCAAGAUUUUACGCCUUAAUACACCUGAGGGCAGUCUCUCCAUGAGAGCUAAGCUUCUGGAGGUGGACAGCAAUGAAACUGACCGCUCGAAAUCCGACUUCGAGGUGUACAGACCUCCCAUCCCGAAGUCUGCCCCCAAUGGCAUCUGUCCCAAAGAUUCUCCUAGGAGUGGUCUACCUCAGGGGGAUUUGGGUAGUGAGGAGGAGGGGACCCUAGACUGGGGCUCUUGGUCUGGGGUUGGUUCCCCUGGAGCAGAACACGGCUCAGUGGGCGGUACUGAGAAAAACACCCACAGGGCCCUGCUGAGCUUGGGCUCCAUGCUGGCCUCUGUGGCCUUGGGCCGCUCUGUUGCAGCCCAGCCCAGAUUAUCCCCCAGGAUCACCCACCAGCCCCCAGAUUCAGAAGUGAUGGCCCAGGACCCAUCUGUGCUGGAGGACCUCAUCACAUUCUCCCACUCGGGCCCCCUGAACCUGCCCCUACCCUGCCUGGAUCCAGCCCCAGCCGAAGCCCAAAACCCAGCCCAGGCCCUCAUGCCCCCCCUUCGUGCCUGUGUCCCGUGGGAUCAAAGCUCGGACCUCAGCAGAGAAGCCCCAUCCAGCCUGCAUUCCUCUCAACUCGUGCUGGACCUGCCCCUGUGUCUGGACAGCUUGGCUUCUGACGAGCAGAUGCCCCCACCUCCUGCCUUGUUCCCUGACCCUCGACUGUGGAGCCCCAAGAGUCGCCGGCUGGAGGUGAGCGUCAUUCCGCGGCCGAGGCCCUCUCCCGUUCGUCCCCGCAUCGAUCCUUGGAGCUUUGUGUCUGCUGGGGGAGCAGGAGGAGGUGAGGAAUCAGCCAAGCCUGAAGGACUUCCGGCUCACGUACUGAGCUGCCAGUUUUCCACCACAAAUCCCUUCACAAACUGUGACCCCUUCCCUACCACAGACUGUGACCCCUUCGCUCGGGAAGCUGAUUCUUUCAUCGCCCCCACAGCAGCUCGCUCUCUGUUUGACCCUUUUUCUGUCCCCUGUACUGCUACCUCUCGCUCUGCCCCCUGCCCCACCAAUGGCAGCCCCUCUCUGUCGGGCUUAAGGGUGCUCCCCCCGUGUCCGCCAGACUCACCCUUCAUUGACCUGGCAUGGCUGGGGCCCAGGACACCCCUGAACUGCAUCGCCAAAGAUUCAUGCCAGAGCAGACCUCUGCUGCCGGAAAUCCGGCCCUGGAAGUCACCGACACUGGGAAACGACCGGUUCUGAGCCAGGCAUCCUUCCCUAUGUGAGGAGCAGCUGUCUACUGCGGGAGACAGACGAGGGAGUUUGGCGUGAACAGCCAGGUCUGCAAGUUCCACCAAAGAGGAGGAUUCUUCGGGUCCCAAGCUGCUAUGCCGUGUCCUGCCCAUGGCAGAGUCUGUUUAAACCCGCUCCAUUCCUUCUGGGAAACCCCCCCCCCCCCCCCCUUUAUAUUGUGAUGGUAUUCCUGAUCCACAGCUCUGGGUGUUAAUAUGCAUGGGAUUCCCUCUGGGAAUUAUUUACUGGUGUUUGGGAAAAACUUAACAAUAAUCAUAAUUUCUUAACUGUUGGAAAGCUUUCAUGUGUGUAAAGGGGGUUGGUCUAUAACUGCAGAGAUAAUUUGCUAUUAAAAAUGAAUUAAGUACAUUUUACAGAGUACCUCAGGUUGUUCCAUGAACGUUUGUUUGUACUACAAUUAUGAGUAAUCAGUAAAUGCUUGAAGAGUGUUUUAUAUCUCUUUGCAGGAACUUUAAGUUAUAGGGUGAUAUAGAGCCUGUAGAAAAUAUCGAGUGUCAUAUGACAAGACUAAUAAAUUCUUGCCACAUGUAUCAAAGUAAUUUCCCCGAUAAUACCAUAAAAAAUUCUCAGUCCAAGGUCGAAGAAAUGAGAAAUUAAAGUGGCACUCUAGAUGAGAAUGUGAACACUCAAACGAUUUUGAAAUGAAGCUAAUAGGGCAAGGGUUUGCACUGUAACUAGAGAAUUACUUUCCAAUUUACCCUUAGACAGAGAGGCUAGAGAAUUCAGAAGGUGUAGGGUCCCGUGUUAUUGACUAAGAGCCUGAAAAGAACCAUGCAUUGCACAUUAAUUUUGCUGAAGGUUGUGAGACUCUGGGCCAGCGGUGUCCGCUGCAGUCACGUGGUUGUCUUUUCUGCUGUCUUUUCUAUAAGGUGUUUGCUCUUUUGGUCCCCUGUGUUUAAUCUGUAUCACCCCAGGUUUGGGGCAAAAAGGAAUUUGUUGUAUCCUCCUUGCCCUUGAUAAGCAAGCAUCUGUACAUUUAUUGUUUUAAAGAAGUAUUGCAGAAUCAGUCAAAUUUGAGUUUAGAGUUUUACAUUGAAACUUACCAUCUGCAAUGAUAGAAGUUUUACAGACAAUGUUAGAUACGAUACUGGAAUACUCUGUUUCAAGGCCAGAGUGGAGUAGUUCUCUGGUUGUUCUCGUUCAGAUUUGAAGGCGUAUCUACUUGGAUUUGAUUAAAGGAGAACUAUCAUAUAACCCCUUUAAGGCAAAAUAUCUGGUUUAACUUCAACAUUAAUACAAAACUAACACCUUCAUAGGGUCCUUUUAUAUUCAGUCAAAGUGCUUCUAUCUACAUAAUGUCAAACUACUCCUUUGGAUGGUGUCCUCUAACCCUCUACCCAGUGCAAGGUGUACGUACUGCCCUGUGAUGUAUGUUUGAGCCACAGAACGAUUCUGACUGAGACCGAACUGCAGCUAAGGCCUGCUGGAAGCUGACAUACUGCAGCCAGUGUCAGGACAGGAAAUCUUCACAGAAAGUGUCCCAUUGUAUACUGUGUAUAUACAAUGCAAAGCCUACAGUACCAUGGUACAAAUUAAUAUGUCACACAGGUCAAUAGAUAAUGACAAACAUACAAUAUAUGCACAUAAAUCUUAUAAUCCCAGCAUUAACAUUCAUUUAAAUUCAGGUAUGUUUGCCUAAAUUAAUUUACUUUAGGAAGAUAAUUAAUUCCUAGACAAUGUACUGAUGCCUGUAGUUUUUGUAAUACUUUUUUUUUUUUUUAAGAACAAAGACAUGUUUGCAUUUGGAGAAAAAUUGUAAUAAUUAAGUUGGUGGAGCUGCCUCAGCAUUAAAAGGAGCGAAGGAGACACUGCUAUUAUGAUGAGAUUACAUAUUUCCCCAAUAACUGGGAUGAGCAUAAAUGAUGUAAAAUGUAUGUGCAUCAAUUCUGUAAAUCAUGUGUCCUGAACAUGCACCAAGGAUGACCAUUGGCCAUUUUCUUAGACUUUUGACAUGAGACUGAAACGAUCUGCGUUUUGCAUAAUGACUCGCAUCAUAGUUCAUUGACAUACUCAAGGCUUCUGCAGAGAUUUCCGCAAAGAACCAAAGAUCAAGGGCUGAAUCUCAGUUGCCUCCAUUUGUUUGUGAAGCUCUUGAGCUAUGGUGCAUCAUUUGGUGGAAGAUUUUCGUGUUUUUUUUUUUUAUGUUUUAUUGAUUUCCAGCUUAUCAACUGUUCUGGGUUCUGCAGUUUCGGUGCUACACAAAAUUUUAUUUGGCUCAUUAAUAAAUAUGAUUUGAUCCUUCUUGUUACCCUUAGCAACGGAGGCCCAGGGGUUUCAUUGCUUGGAGAAACACUGUUAAUGUCCCUGAUUACUGUAUGGUAUUCUGUGGUUUCUCACACCUGUUUCUGCUACAAAGUUGGGCUUUCAUGGUUUUCAUGGUUACCACUAACAGAUGGUGACCACUAAAAGAUGAGGGACUGCUUUUACAUGCCGUACUUUAAGCCCGUACUAUUCACCUGCCUCCCUGAGGAAUUUAUUUGGGUAUCUAAGCCACUGCUUUGUGUUCACACAAGAUGAAGCACCCAAGAAAAUGACAACAAUCAGUUCUCCAUUCCCUUAAGUCUCCUGCCUGCCUUCCACCCGUCUCUGUGCAUCUUGAUUGUGAUGCAGUGUCAGUGGCGACAAUGGACUGUCUCCUUUGGCUUUCAGCACUGAAGCUAAAAUAUUUCCGGGUCACAGGUGAUUGUUUUAGCUGCAGGUGAUGUGGUUGGCCGCUGGCUAUGUGCAUAGGGGUCCAUCUUUGUUUCACUGAGGGGGAGCCCUGUACUGAAUAAUUAAAAAAAAAAUAUCCAGGUUUCAAAACCAAGAUAUGUGGAUAUUUCUGUGAUUAGUAGAAAGACCCUAUUUUAAUCCCUCAUUCUUUCCCUGGGUUUUUACUUGCUAGCUGUAAGUUGAUCAAAAUUGCAUGUUUUUGUCCAGAACAAGAUUCCCGCAGAAAGCUUCGUAUUUUAUAGUAAAAAAAAAAAAUGACAAUAACAAUCCUUAAACUACGGAGCCCCUGAAGGAAUCUGUGCAAAAAAAUAAAAUGAUGUUACUUUCGUGCACGCAUGCGAGAAAUUAUCUAGUGCACGCGCGACGGUAACAUCAUUAGAUUUUUUUUUUGCACAAGUCCCUUCAGGGACUCCGUAUUAAACUUGGAAUUAGUUACAAUUAGCAUUUAAAUAUAUAUUUACUGACUUGUGUAGUGUUGCAGAGGCAUAUACCUGGCCGUAACCAUGCUGACGUUCUCUCUGCAUCACUAACUGUAAGCCAUCCUUCCAUGGGCUCUCGGUUCCUCUGCAGCAUUUGACGUGAUGAGAAGGAGAAUUAUUCUGGCCAUCGCUGUGAAUAAGUCUAACUUGUCACCAAGCGAGCUGUAAGGAAUGAAAGCACAAUUUUGGAGCAAAACUUGUGUUUAAACAGCCUUUAAACUUUCAACCUCUAUAAUGCAUCCUUUUUAUUUUUUGGUAAUUCUACAUUUGAAAGAGAGUUCUUCAUUCCUUUUCACUCCAAUUUGUUGCUUAUUGGCAUUAAUUAAUUACCUUUCUAAAUUAACUUUAUGGGUAACUAAUCCUUAAAGGGUUUAACCCCAGUUCCUGUUUUGAUUUGGCUGCUUAUCUCCUGUUUUGGGCCACAUGACCAAGCCACUGAUGCUUUUCUGUGAUGUCUUAUGUCAUCCUGCGUGAAAGUAGAGAACAGCUGCGUGCCCUGGGUGCUUUUUUUAAUGAUUGAUGACAAGAGCAGCAGAUUUAAGCCACCCCCCCCCCCCCCCCCCGAGAAAGAAUUUCGGAAGAAUGGUAGGUUAUGAUAUUUAUAGACUGGCCAAUAGUCAAACUUGGGGAAAAUGGAGAAUAGGCUAUUCCAGGCUUGUCUUUUUUAUUCGUUCCUAAGAUACUUGAAUUAAUUGUAUUCUUUGGUCAUUACAUGCACUGUAAAAUGCUGUAGGAAAGUAUUUUGCCUUGCUACAGCACUGGACGAAUGCAAUCUUCAGGUUUUCAAACAUUAACAGUUAACAUUCGCAUUGUCGUCGCACAGAGGGUUAAAAAGAUGUUAACAAUAACCCAUACACACACUGGAGUAAGAAGGCCACAGAUACAUUACUGCCUCUUGUUUUUUAAUAACUUUUUAUAUUUUUUACUUCACUGGAUUUUCUAAACACAUAUCUGUGGGUGUAUGUCUCGGAGGUAUCUUGCCAGUGCUGUUCUCUGUUUUCAGUUAUAGUACCACAUUGAUUUUCAGACUUUUUCUUUUAUGAAGCACAACAAUAAUGCAUUGUGCUCCAGUAUAAUUUUUAGAUUCCUGCAAUGAGAACUGUUGCACGAAAUGAACAAGCUGACAGGCACCCUUUAUGAACUGUUUGUGAUGCAUGUAAUGCACCACUGGAGGGCAGUGGUGCAAUGUCCUUUCCUAAAGCCGAUGUACUGACAGAAUGGGCAGGACGAGUGUGAUGACUGCAUCAUCUCAGCCCUGCCUAAGUUUCUUCCUUUGACAGUCUUAUUUUUAUUUUGUGAAUCUAGGCUAUAUAAAAGAUUAUGUUGCAGCUUAUAAGAGCCUGUAUAAUGACUUUGCAGAUGUAUUUAGAUUUGUCCUUUGGUGGGCUUUGAGGGCCAUGUUAAUUGCUCCAGUUUGUUUCGUGUUUGUGGAAUUUCGCACUGGGCUGGGCCUAAUCAUCUCUGUGUAUUUGUGUGUCUGUGUUUAUGUGUGUGAGUAAAUGUUGAAAAUAAACAUUUUAACGUGGAAGAUACUGAAAAAAUACAAAGACCAAAUAAAAUUUAACU
This is a messenger RNA of Brienomyrus brachyistius, 9068 nucleotides long. Its product is annotated as mitogen-activated protein kinase kinase kinase 11. Lineage: Eukaryota; Metazoa; Chordata; Actinopteri; Osteoglossiformes; Mormyridae. Gene Ontology annotation, cellular component: centrosome. The coding region runs from base 1285 to 4260 and encodes 991 amino acids. Gene Ontology annotation, biological process: protein phosphorylation; microtubule-based process; positive regulation of apoptotic process. The record is from RefSeq and is a predicted model, not a curated record. The transcript has 10 exons. Gene Ontology annotation, molecular function: ATP binding; protein binding; JUN kinase kinase kinase activity.